GAUGUUCCCUGUUUUGAAGAUCAGUGUGUCAGGCUUGGACCCAAAUGCCAUGUAUUCCUUCCUUUUGGACUUUGCCCCAACUGAUGGCCACCGCUGGAAGUAUGUCAAUGGAGAAUGGGUGCCAGCAGGGAAACCAGAGCCACCAAACCACAGCUGUGUCUACAUCCACCCAGACUCUCCCAACUUUGGGGCCCAUUGGAUGAAAGCUGCCAUUUCCUUCAGCAAAGUCAAACUUACCAACAAGCUCAAUGGGAGUGGGCAGAUAAUGUUGAACUCCCUGCAUAAAUAUGAGCCCCAGGUACACAUAGUUCGCGUAGGAGGUCCCCACCGGAUGGUGAUGAACUGCUCUUUCCCCGAGACACAGUUCAUAGCUGUGACUGCCUACCAAAAUGAAGAGAUAACAGCUCUCAAAAUCAAGUAUAAUCCCUUUGCCAAAGCCUUCCUGGAUGCAAAGGAAAGAAACCAUUCUAAGGAUGCUCCAGAAACAGUCACUGAAGGUCAACAUAUGACAUAUUCUCACCCUCCACACACUCCUCACAGCUGCGAGCGAUACUCAGCACUGCGAGGCCAUCGUGCUGCUCCGUACCCUCCUUCCUACAUGCAGAGGAACCACUCACCUACAGUUAAUUUGUUGGAGAGUUCCAGCAAUAAUCUUCAGGUAUUCUCAGGACAUGACAGCUGGACUUUGCCAUCCUCUCCACAUGCUAAUUUGCUCUCAGUGCCACACACGAAGGGAGGUGCCAGCCCUGGACCCAGCCACUACCCUUGCCUGUGGACAGUGAGCAACAGUGCUGUAAAUGUUGCCAGCCCAGGAAGUGAGAUGAACAGCAGCCCUUCAAGCAUGUUUCUAAGGGGUAAUGUCCCCUUACCUGCUGCAUCAUCAGUCCAAAUCCCUCUGCAGGGAAUGGUUUCUGGCAGCAUGGAAUCGCAAGGGGAAAGCACUCUGGCCAGACUAGCCGACUCUGUGUGGACAUCCUCACACUCCUUUUAAUGGACAGGCAGCCCACAAGGAGCUCAGCCAAACAAGACUGACACAAAUGGCAAAUGAUCCCCUAGAACUGCAGCUCAGAGCAGAAUGUACGCAGAAAGACAACUUCAUCAAACAUCACUUUCCAUAAUGUACCUCUUGUUUGCCAGAGAAGCCAAAAUGCAAAGGCAGGAAAUGUUAGGAGAACCAGCUUCUUACUGUAACCUUUAUGCAUCUUUCAGGUUGAUGUCCAGAAAAACUCUUUUUAGUUAGUUUUGCUUCUGUAUCACAUUAAAA
Messenger RNA from Acanthisitta chloris (rifleman), 1264 nucleotides. It is a transcript of the gene TBX19, whose product is annotated as T-box 19. The coding region runs from base 2 to 991 and encodes 329 amino acids. Gene Ontology annotation, cellular component: nucleus. Gene Ontology annotation, biological process: positive regulation of DNA-templated transcription; regulation of transcription by RNA polymerase II; cell fate specification. The record is from RefSeq and is a predicted model, not a curated record. The transcript is spliced from 7 exons. NCBI's taxonomy places the organism in Eukaryota, Metazoa, Chordata, Aves, Passeriformes, Acanthisittidae. Gene Ontology annotation, molecular function: RNA polymerase II cis-regulatory region sequence-specific DNA binding; DNA-binding transcription factor activity, RNA polymerase II-specific.